Messenger RNA from Pestalotiopsis fici W106-1, 795 nucleotides. RefSeq lists its product as uncharacterized. The transcript has 2 exons. The record is from RefSeq and is a predicted model, not a curated record. Bases 1 to 795 code for a protein of 264 amino acids. Lineage: Eukaryota; Fungi; Ascomycota; Sordariomycetes; Amphisphaeriales; Sporocadaceae.
AUGGGAGGCGGUUAUCGUGUGAGUAGCACGCGGCACCGAUCGCCGCAAAGGCCACCGAGAUCACGACAGCCAUCAUGGGUACCCGGCGGCGACGCUGGGGGUGUCCAGUCCUCUCGCGGGCGCUCUCAGGGUAUUCGAGGGCCUGCAAAUGUCCACAAUGACCCUUUUGUGGACAGUGGAAGGACGGCCCCGUUGGGUGAAUGGUUCAGCAUCCCAGGCGUCCGACCGGAUUGGCGUUGGCCGGCAUCAAGCGAGGGUGGUGGUGACACCGUCAUGGAGGACCGAGAUUCAUUCAAUGAGGAUGAGGGCGAGAUCGUUCUCGUCGGGCGUCCAUCUGAUGAGGGCGAGGUAAGCGAUUCUGCGGAACCCGACAUGUUUGGAGCCCACGAGUGGCGGCCUGCCGGACUCAUUCGUCGUCCUGCCGUCCGACGGCCAGAUCAUCCUCGUCGGGCUCCAUUCAGGCCACCACCUCCCCGCACUCCAUCAAGGCGAGCGCCCGGCAACCUACCUCCAUCGAGGCUGCCUGCACGGCCCUCGCGUCCUUGGAGCCCCCCUCCCGAGUACUCACCACCUCGGAACUUGCCUCCGCGAUACUCGACCCUAAGCGUCCGACCGCGCCAAGCAGUUGGCCGUCCUAGCCACUACCGCUGGUUGCGUGCUCGCGCAAUCGGUGACCACGUCGUGGACACUGGUUACCAUGUCGUGGGCACCAUGCUCGAAACAGCAGGACAAGCCAUGGUGGAGACUGGAAGUUACUUGAUGGGUGAAAGGCGAGAUGGACGGCGGAGAAGGUGA